Molecule: messenger RNA, 4578 nt
Organism: Nerophis lumbriciformis (worm pipefish)
Lineage: Eukaryota; Metazoa; Chordata; Actinopteri; Syngnathiformes; Syngnathidae
Source: RefSeq, a predicted model, not a curated record
AUGGCGUCGUCAGCUCUUUUCGGGCCCGGUGUGGCUCUCGUCCUCCUCUUCUUCACGUUGACAUCCUGCACUCCAUCCGGACCGGCCUCUGACACCUGCGCAACCCUUGAACAGAGUCGCUUCUUCGGUGUUUUCUCCUCCACGACCAACCUUCCGUCUGCGCCAUGCUCCUGGACCCUGCAGAACCCAGACCCUCGUCGCUACACUGUCUACAUGAAGAUCACCAAGCCGACCGAUUCCUGCACACCUAGGCAGAUCAGGACCUUCCAGUUCGACUCCUUCAUCGAGACAUCCCGUACCUACCUGGGCAUGGAGAGCUAUGACGAAGUAGUCAGGCUGUGUGAUGCUUCGACCACCGUUACCUACAUCGAAUCAAGCAAGCAGUUCCUGCAAAUCCGCAAGGUGGCUUCAAGCAAUGGUCUGGAGGAGAUCGCACAGAAUGACGUCAGCGAGUUCAAGACUGAGUUUCUAGUUGUUGGGAAAAGGAACCCGAGUAUGCCCGCCUGCCAGAUGCUGUGCCAGUGGCUGGAGAAGUGCCUGUCCAGUAGUACCCACGACUAUCCCUGCGGCAUCAUGAACACCCCAUGCCAGUGUUGGGAGACCCCCAAAAGGAAACCAGGCAGCUGCUACAGAGGUGGCGUCUACGUUGAGAAAUGCUCUCCAGUGCCAAGAGACAACGGACAAAAUGCUGAGAUCAUCAAAGGCUGGGCUGGUUGGAGCCGUUGGUCAGUUUGCAGUCAAGAAUGCGGGGGAGGCGUCCAGGUUCGCAGCCGAGCCUGUCAGCCCGAUGAUGCUGUCUGUGAAGGGACGGUUGAAGAAGGCCGGACAUGCAACCCACAAGCCUGUAUAGGCAAAGAGCGUAGCAAGAGUCAAGGGCUACGGGCCAUUAUUGGUAUGAGGAGGGACCAUGCCGAUGAUUCUAGCCUUGGAGGAGUCUCAACCCAAAUCUCAAACACAAAAACCGAUGAGUGGUCCCCUUGGAGUGCGUGUUCAGUGACAUGCGGUGAAGGUUGGCAAAGCCGCACCCGUGUUUGCGCGACCUCCUCCUUCAGCACUCAAUGCACCGGACCCCUGCGUGAAAACAGGCCUUGCAACAACACCGCUGUCUGCCCAGUGGAUGGCGCUUGGGAUGAAUGGACCCCGUGGAGCUUGUGUUCAUCCACAUGUGGUCGCGGUUACCGUGACCGCACUCGCACGUGUAGGCUGCCCCAGAACGGAGGAGAGCCUUGCAAAGGCCCAUCGAGACAGAACAAGCUCUGCAACAUUGCUGUAUGCCCUGUGGACGGACACUGGAACGAGUGGUCUGUCUGGAGUCCAUGCUCGGCUUCUUGCUCCAAUGGUACCAUGCAAAGGACACGAGAAUGCAAUGGGCCGUCGUACGGGGGUUCAGAAUGCCACGGGAGCUGGAAAGAAUCCGUCAACUGCUUCCUGAAAGAAUGCCCUGUUGACGGACGUUGGAAUGCUUGGAGCUCCUGGGGCAGCUGCAGCAAGACUUGCGGUGGAGGCAUCCAGCAGAGACAAAGAGCUUGUGAAGGGCCUUAUUUUGGUGGGGUACCUUGCCCUGGCGAGAGAGGAGAGCAGAAGCGCUGCAAUGAGAAGCGAUGCCCUGAGCCCCAUGAGAUUUGCCCCGAGGAGAACGCUGGCGAUGUUGUGUGGAAGAAAACACCAGCUGGAGACAUGGCUGCCGUCUCAUGUCCUGCCGACACUGCAGGUUUAAUUCUUCGCCGGUGCAGUCUUAAUGCUGUUGGUCUAGCCACUUGGGAGAACCCGACUUACAUCAAGUGUGUCUCCAAAAACUAUGAGAACAUUCAAAUCUUGUCAAGGGACUACAUUACGAAAGCGCAGACUGGGCAAGCCGUGGAUGGCAUCGCCGAGGUGAUUUCACGUCUGAGGUUCUCAACGGAUGAAGGCGCAACUUACAGUGGAGAUCUCAUGGCCAUCAUGGAAAUCCUGAAGAACGUCACUGAGACAUACCAGGCGAACAAGCUGAGGCUGAGCAACGCCGAUAUAGAGAACUAUGUCCAGACCAUCAGCAACCUCCUGAAAGAGGAACACCAUGACAAAUGGGAAGAGGCACAGCUGAUGGGUGCCAACGUCAAGGAAUUUUUCCUUCUCGUCGAGGAGUCUGUGAACAUGAUCGGCAUGCAAAUGAGCGGCUUCCAGGACAUUUACGAAGUCACCGAGAAUUUAGUGCUGAGCAUCCACAAGAGGCCAAGUACUACAAGCGCCAACUUUACUUUCCCUGCUAAGGGCUGGAGGGGCAUGUUAGACUGGGUCAGGACAGCUGAGGAGAAAAUAUCGGUUUCCAGAGAUGCUCUGGCUAUUGAGCCGACUGAAGGCAAUGAAGCAUUUGUGACUGGCAUCGUCCUGUACAGAAACCUCUCUUCAUUUCUUUCCUUUCAAAGCAAUUCCACCCUGCUCAAUUCAAAGGUGGUGACAGUGAUCGUCAAACCUACCCCUGCGCUUUUGUCUUCUCCGGUAGAGAUCGAGUUUCCACAUCUCCACAACGACACCAUUAAUGAGACAUGCCUCUCAUGGGAUGAAAGUGAAACAUCCUCCCUGCUCGGAUCGUGGUCUGCUCGGAGCUGCAGAGCCGUGCCCGUUCAUUCAUUCAGAACCAAAUGUGUGUGUGACAGCCUCUCCACCUUCGCCAUUUUAGCACGCGUCAACUUCGACUCGAUCAUGGACAAGGCACUUCUCCCAUCCGUGACUCUCAUAGUUGGCUGUGGGGUGUCCUCUCUUACCCUUCUCCUACUCAUCAUCAUCUAUGUCUCAGUGUGGAAGUAUAUCCGCUCUGAGCGCUCUGUUAUUCUCAUCAACUUCUGCCUGUCUAUUAUUUGCUCCAAUGCUCUUAUUCUGAUAGGGCAAACUCAGGCUCGCAAUAAGGUGGUUUGCACACUGGUAGCAGCUCUCCUGCACUUCUUUUUCCUUUCUUCUUUCUGCUGGGUGCUGACAGAAGCUUGGCAGUCCUACAUGGCUGUCACUGGUCGUCUGCGCAACCGCAUAAUUCGCAAGCGCUUCUUGUGCUUGGGUUGGGGCUUACCCGCAUUGGUGGUGGCCGUGUCUGUGGGCUUCACAAAAGCCAAGGGAUAUGGUACCGUCAACUACUGUUGGCUCUCUCUUGAAGGCGGCCUUCUCUACUCCUUUGUUGGCCCGGCUGCUGCUGUUGUCCUGGUGAACAUGGUCAUUGGUAUUCUGGUCUUUAACAAGCUUGUAUCCAAGGACGGCAUUACCGAUGUGAAGCUGAAGGAGAGAGCUGGGGCAUCACUGUGGAGCUCCUGUGUGGUUUUACCUCUCUUGGCCCUCACAUGGAUGUCUGCCGUACUGGCCAUCACGGACCGUCGCUCAGCCCUCUUCCAAAUUCUCUUUGCCGUUUUUGACUCCCUGGAAGGUUUCAUCAUUGUCAUGGUCCACUGCAUCCUUCGUAGAGAGGUUCAAGAAGCUGUUAAGUGCAGAGUAGUGGACCGCAAAGAUGACGGCAAUGGAGAUUCUGGAAGCUCGCAUCACAACGGCCACAACCAGCUUACGCAGUCGGAUAAUGAAAAGGAUGGAGAUUCGAGCAGACAAGGCAUGAGCGGCUCACCCGAAGAGAAGAUGUCUCCUCCUCAAAUGCCUCUUCCCAUGGGCCCCAAUUUCCACACCUUGCCGUCCAAUAAGAGCCACAUGCAGGCAGUUCCUGAAUAUUCCAGCCACACUCUCACCCUUAAGAGAGAAAAGAGCCGUCUGGCCGGGGGAGUCGACCCCUCUUGCGGAAAACCCGUCUACGUAUGCGAGGGAGAGCUCUUCCAACAGUUGGAUGUCGAUCUGGCUCGCGUUCAGGCGGAGGGCGGAGUCUCUGACGGUAGCGGUUACGUGCUCAUGCCCAAUACUACCUCCACUCUGAGAUCCAAGCCUAAAGACGACCCGACGAAAUACAACAUCAGCGUAGAGCAGCUCCCUCAAGCCAGACUCAUGCACCUGAGCGGCCCCUUUGCUGAACCUCAGGCCGCUUUCGCCAUCAAGUCCAUUCCCUGCGACCAGGUCAGCGUGUCUUAUUCCGAGAGGGACUCGCCAAUCCAAAACAUCCACAAUAUGUCCAGCGAGUCUCACAUCACUCACAGCAGCCUGGAGAACACUUUUGAGUCGAUGAACUCUAUGAUGUCCAAAAGCGAGACCAUCUCUACCUUGUCCAUGAGCUCCUUGGAGAGACAAAAGUCCCGGUAUGCUGAGCUUGAUUUCGAGAAAAUAAUGCACACAAAGAAACGUCACCAGAACAUGUUCCAGGACCUGAACAGGAAGUUACAUCAUGCUGAUAAAGAUAGAGAAUCGCCCGCCUCUGAUAGCAAGUCUGUGAGAUGGAGCGUAUCAUCAGCAGGAAGUGACAAAACGAACCACAGCGACAAACAGCAGGGUCCUUUGGAGAGGCCUUGGGAAGGAGUACGAGGCUUACCGCAGCAGUCUCCUCCCGCGUGGGUGCGCAAAGACUUGGAACCUCUCGCUGCCUCGCCACUGGAGCUGCAUUCCGUGGAGUGGGAGAAGAGCAGCACCUCUAUCCCCAUGGUGGGUCAGGACAUCAUUGACCUGCAGACAGAGGUCUGA